AUGUCUUACGGCGACUACGCGCGAGGAUACGGCGGCGGCAGCAACGGUGGCGGCGGUGGCAGCAACGGUGGUAACGGCGGCGGUUAUUCUAAUGGGUACUAUAACUCUACAAACGGCUACUCGUCCGGUGGUUACCAUGGCCAAUCAAAUGGGUUCGGCGGCUCAUACUCGAACGGCUAUGGAGGUAACUCUGGAGAUAAGAUGUCAGGCAUUGGUGCCAACUUGAAAAAACCUCAAUGGGACCUUGAAUCUCUUCCAAAGUUCGAGAAAUCUUUCUAUAAACCCUGUGAUGCGGUCCAAAAGCGAACGCCAGCGGAAGUCGAUGCCUACAGGACUCAGCGCCAGAUGCGUGUUUCUGGUCGCGAUGUCCCCAAGCCCGUCCAAUCGUUUGACGAAGCUGGUUUCCCUGCAUAUGUGAUGAACGAAGUUAAAGCUCAAGGCUUCAAGGAACCUACACCAAUCCAGGCACAAGGGUGGCCAAUGGCCUUGUCGGGACGGGAUGUGGUUGGUAUUGCAGAGACUGGGUCAGGGAAAACCCUUACCUAUUGCCUUCCAUCAAUCGUUCACAUAAAUGCCCAACCACUGCUCGCACCUGGGGAUGGCCCUAUAGUCCUCGUUCUUGCCCCUACCCGAGAACUAGCCGUUCAGAUCCAACAAGAAGUUACAAAAUUCGGAAAGUCUUCCCGUAUUCGUAAUACCUGCGUCUACGGUGGCGUUCCUAGAGGUCAGCAAAUCAGGGAAUUAGCCCGCGGCGUAGAAGUCUGCAUCGCGACUCCUGGUCGUUUGAUUGAUAUGUUAGAGGCUGGGAAAACCAACCUCCGACGAGUCACAUAUCUCGUUCUUGACGAAGCCGAUAGAAUGCUCGAUAUGGGAUUUGCUCCUCAAAUCAACAAGAUUGUUAGCCAAAUCCGCCCUGACCGUCAAACGCUAAUGUGGUCCGCCACCUGGCCAAAGGAAGUCAGACAACUUGCACACGACUAUUUGAAGGACUUUAUCCAAGUCAACAUUGGAUCCCUAGAGCUCUCAGCAAACCAUCGAAUUACUCAAAUUGUUGAGGUCGUCUCCGAGUUUGAAAAACGUGACAAGCUUGUCAAGCAUCUAGAGCGAAUCAUGGACGACAAGGAAACGAAGUGUCUUAUCUUCGUGGGCACAAAGCGCGCUGCCGAUGAGAUUACCAGGUUUCUACGCCAGGACGGCUUUCCAGCAUUGGCGUUACACGGUGACAAGGCUCAGAAUGAAAGAGACUGGGUCCUUAAUGAAUUCAAGAGCGCGAAAAGCCCCAUCAUGGUUGCGACGGACGUUGCAUCCCGCGGGAUCGAUAGCGAAGAUUAUGUUCAUCGUAUCGGUCGUACUGGCCGUGCAGGGCAAAAAGGUACUGCAAUUACCUUCUUCACUACCGACAAUGCUAAGCAAGCACGAGACCUGGUUACUGUUCUCACCGAAGCCAAGCAACAGAUAGACCCUCGUCUCUCCGAUAUGGCGAGAGGACCUGGUUAUGGCGGUGGAUCAUCAAGAGGCCGUUGGGGAGGGCCUCGCGGCGGACGUGGAGGAUUCACAUCGUCAAACACCGCACCUUUGGGCAGUCGCCGCUACUAA
Molecule: messenger RNA, 1596 nt
Organism: Orbilia oligospora ATCC 24927
Lineage: Eukaryota; Fungi; Ascomycota; Orbiliomycetes; Orbiliales; Orbiliaceae
Exons: 13
Coding region: 1-1596 (531 amino acids)
Biological process (GO): rRNA processing
Cellular component (GO): cytoplasm; ribonucleoprotein complex; nucleus
Molecular function (GO): RNA helicase activity; ATP binding; RNA binding
Source: RefSeq, a predicted model, not a curated record